AUGGUUCCUGACGAAGCGCAUCUCCGCAUAAUCGUCGUCGGCGCAGGUCUCAGCGGUCUCGCGACGGCCAUCUCCUGCGCUUCCCACGGACACUCGGUGCAGGUCAUCGAGCAAGCCAAAGAGCUAGCUGAGGUCGGCGCAGGCCUCCAAAUCACCCCCAAUGCCUCGCGCCUCUUCCACCACUGGCAACUCCCCAGCAGUAUCUGGACCGACGCCGCGGAGCCAACAUCCCUCACGGUGCACCGCUACACAGGACAAAUCCUGGCACAAGAAAACAACUUCGACCGAAACAUCCGCGCCAAAUACAACAACGCACCAUUCAUCGACCUCCACCGCGUCGACCUACAGCAGGCGCUAUUCGCCCGCGCCAAAGACCUUGGCGUCACAUUCCAUCUCGACACACGGGUCGAGCGCAUCGACUUCGCCACGUCCACCGUCCACACGCUCUCCCAAGGUAGGCAAUUCACCGGAGAUCUGAUCGUCGCAGCGGACGGGCUGUGGUCGAAAUGUCGAGAGUGUUUUGAAGGCCGAAAAGACGACCCGCUUCCGACGGGCGAUCUGGCGUAUCGGAUCGUGUUGAACGCGGAGCAGAUUCGUCCCGAGGAUGCGGAUCUGCGGGCGUGGGUGGAGAAUCCGCAGUGUCAUUUCUGGGUCGGGCCUGGGGCGCAUGUGGUGGCUUACUCGUUGAGAGGGGGGAAGAUGUUUAAUAUUGUGCUGUUGGUGCCGGAUAAUUUGCCGCCGGGGGUGUCGAGGCAGGCGGGCUCGGUGGAUGAGAUGAAGGCGUUGUUUGCGGGGUGGGAUCCUGUGUUGACUCGAUUCCUCAACUACGUUGACAACGUCGACAAGUGGAAACUGAUGCAUCACGGAGAAAUGGAAUCCUGGGUCAACGACAAAUCCAACCUCGUCUUCAUCGGCGACGCCUGCCACCCCAUGCUCCCCUACCUCGCCCAAGGCGCCAACUCAUCUCUCGAAGACGGCGCCGUCCUAGGCGGCCUUCUGGGCCACCUGAAGAGCAAAUCUCAUCUGCCGCAGGUCUUGCGUUUAUACGAAAGUCUACGGAAGUCGAGGGGCGAGGCGAUUGUUAAGGAGACGUUUAAACAGAGAAACGACUUCCACAUGCCAAACGGCGACGCGCAGAAGAAGCGGGAUCAGAUCUUUCUGUCUCAGUUGGGGAAGAAGAUCCAAGGGGCAUUUCCGAGUCGAUGGACCUGUCCCGAAGUGCAGCCAUGGUUGUACGGCUACGAUGCUAUCCAAGAAGUAGAGAACGCGGUGGCGCGGAAUCCGGAAUUAUUUGCAAAGACGAAGAAGACAUCGAACUUGUAA
Molecule: messenger RNA, 1323 nt
Organism: Aspergillus melleus
Lineage: Eukaryota; Fungi; Ascomycota; Eurotiomycetes; Eurotiales; Aspergillaceae
Product: putative monooxygenase
Exons: 8
Coding region: 1-1323 (440 amino acids)
Biological process (GO): secondary metabolite biosynthetic process
Molecular function (GO): FAD binding; monooxygenase activity
Source: RefSeq, a predicted model, not a curated record